AUGAGGCCCCGGGUUCAAUCCCCGGCAUCUCCACUUUUUUCUUUUUUUUACUGAAAAUGUAACCUUGCGCCUAUUGUCUUUACAAUGAAUUAUUGAUUACAACACCAAGUGAUGAUUCGGAGCUAAACUCAUCCUACCAUAUAAAAACAUUUAAUAAUGUAAUUUAUUUAUGACGUUUAAAUUAGAUCUACUGCUGCUUGCAAAAUGACUCUCCUUGUCCGCUCAGUCAUGGGCGGAGUAUUGGGCAUUGUUUCUGGAAUUUGAUUGGCUACAUUACCUCUUGCUGAUAGAUAGGGCUGGUUGAAAUCACUGGGUGAAAUGCUUGUCCACGCACUCAUGGCAACAUUUUGUAAAAAAUAUAUUUUUGACCGGUGAUGGCCCACGGAAUUAUUUCUAGUUGUUCCUCGCGUUUAAAUGCAAUCCACUCAUAAAACCAAGACACACCAUGGACCAACUGCACGACAUGGCUAUGCAGGCUUUCGUGGAGAUCCAAACAAAUAGCCUAAACACAUUUUCUCGCAACAACAGCCUUGGAUUUGCACUACUAUAGGCAAUACUUUCUAACAUAACGAGAUGGAUAGUAGCUAAACCAAGAAUACCCUAGCCUACACUGGAUUGGCUUUGAUCGGAGGUAACGUUAGCCUACGGAAGGCGAACUAAAAUUAUCCGGCAUUGGCUAAAAUGCAAGGAACCUGCUUGUCCCCACCCCCCUGCCUAUGAACAACGAUUUUAAUGAUUUAUUGAUUCGCUUGAACAAAGAAACGAAAUAUUGUUGCACCUGUACAGAAUAUCAACAUGGAAGGCGUAGGAUGUUACUAGCGUCGGCCGUGGUGGUAUGGGAAUGGCUGAACGAGCACGGGCGCUGGCGGCCUUACAGCCCGGCCGUCUCUCACCACAUCGAGGCAGUCAUCCGCAACGACCCACGGGGUGGUAGUGUUGUCUUAGGCCAGGUGGACUCUCGCCUCUCGCCCUACAUCAUCGACUUGCAUUCCAUGCACCAGUUCCGACAAGAUACAGUUCUGUGGCGUGACCCUCGUCUCUCUACCGUUACCCCAGGUACCCUCCGACCGGUGCGUCGCAGCUUCUACGACCCCACUUCGGCGCCGGGCCAGGGUUGGUUGUGGGAGUGGGAGAACGACACAGGCUCCUGGACAGCCUACGACACAGAGGUGGGCAUCGCCAUCCAGGCAGCACGCGACCGUCAGCAGCCCUGGCUGGACCUGGCGCCACUGGGUUUCUGCUACCUCAUCGACUUUCAGAGCAUGACCCAGAUCAAUGGGCAGACGCAGCGCUGCCGUCGCAUCCAACGCCGCUCCGACUUGGCCUACCCUCUGGUGUCUGGGCCCCUUCCCAAGACACACCACGCCUGGGGACCCAGCCCUGCAGGACUGCCGGGGGUGGGGGUUUCCGGAGUGGGCAUGGGGAACGGGAACGGUAGCGCCUAUCCAAGCGGCGCCCUGCCGGCCUCUGCCAUCACAUCGCUGGGCCAGCCCUGCGCCUGUCAGCAAUGCAUGCUGGUCUUGAGCGUCAAGGCAGGCGCCAUGGCGACGGCUCACACCCUGGGCAGGAGGCCACCUCAGAACAAGCCGCCCAGCCCCAAACUAGGUGGUGGUUACUCGGCCAUGGGGGGGUCUUACUCGCUGACUCUCCCCCGCCCCCCCUCCUCCAUGGCCAGGUCCUUGUCCCCACACAGGACGUCCGCAGGCGGGGCUAGCGGUGGUGUAGGGGUCGGCGGCGGCUUCGCCCACUCGCUCUCCCUCCUGGGUUCGGCCACCGCCGCACUCUCCCUCACCUCUACCCGGCCCCCUCCCCCGCCGCUACCCCCCCUUCCGCCUCCUCCACCGCCUCCGCCCUCCUCCAUUGCGUCCAGUGUCAUUCUUCCUCCCUCCUCUUCCUUCUCCAUGGCGUCCUCCGGCCCUCCGUCAAUGCCCGCGCCGGCUCCUCUUCUCAUCUCCACGGCAACCUCCUCCUGCACCCCCUCACCCUCCGCCCGUGUCCUGGGGCCCGUGUCUUCAGCAGCGGCGGCCUGUGCAGCCCCCCUGCCACCUCGUGCCAGCCUUGCCGGGCUCAGCCGACCCGCCCUGCAACGCAUCGCCAUGGCCCAGUCCAGAGCCCUCAUCGCCUCCGGUGUCCCAACGGUUCCUGUGAAGAACCUCAAUGGAUCUAGCCCUGUCCACCCUGCAUUGGCAGGUAUUACAGGGAUCCUGAUGAGCGCCGCAGGACUUCCUGUCUGUCUGACCCGCCCUCCCAAGCUGGUGCUCCACCCCCCGCCCGUUAGCAAGAGUGACAUAAAGCCCGUCCCCGGCCUCGGCCACUGCUGCCGCAAGACCACCAAGAAGCAAGCUCGCAAAGGCAAGACCCCUGAGGAAGUAGUGAAGAGGUACCUUCAGAAGGUCCGCAACCCCCCAGAGGAGGACUGCACUAUCUGCAUGGAGGCCCUGGCUGGGCCCUCGGGAUACAAGGGCCCCGGAGUUGGGGGAAUCCAGCGGGCAGAGUCGGUUGGUCGCCUGGCUCAGUGUGGGCACCAGUACCACCUGCAGUGCUUGGUGGCCAUGUACAACAACGGCAACAAGGACGGCAGCCUACAGUGCCCUACCUGCAAGACCAUCUACGGCGUGAAGACGGGGAACCAGCCACCCGGCAAGAUGGAGUACCACGUCAUCCCCCACUCGCUGCCCGGCCACCCUGACUGCAAGACCAUCCGCAUCAUCUACAACAUCCCCCCCGGCAUCCAGGGGCCUGAGCACCCGAACCCGGGCAAGCCAUUCACCGCCCGGGGAUUCCCCCGACACUGCUACCUCCCUGAUAGCGAGAAGGGACGCAAGGUACUGAAGCUGCUGCUGGUGGCGUGGGACCGCCGGCUCAUCUUCUCGGUGGGCACGUCCAGCACCACGGGCGAGUCGGACACGGUCAUCUGGAACGAAGUGCACCACAAGACUGAGUUUGGCUCCAACCUAACAGGCCAUGGCUACCCCGACCCAGGCCACCUGGACAACGUUCUGGAGGAGCUUAAGGCCCAGGGGAUCACAGAGGAGGAGUGCCUACCCAGAGACUGAGCUAAAGACGGGCCAAUGGGGAAACAGCAACACAGAGACUUGUUCUGACUCUGGAGACUUGAGACAGAGCUUAAACAAUGAACAUACAGACUCAGAGCAACACAACGGAACAGAGAUGAGAAGAAAUAGACAAAUUAAUAUGUAAAAAAAAAUUAAAAAGAGAAAUACAGAAAUUAACACAGACAGCGCAAAUGUGACAGCAACAGAAACUGAAUGCCUGAAAGACUCCAUACGAGAAGAAGUGACUGAACGGGUGAAUAGAUGAGCCAAGAAAAAGAACCAACGGCACAUUAAACAAAUAGAGAAACAGACAAAUCGACUGUCUGACUGUAGUUUCUAGCGACACUGACUGAGGUACAACAUCAUACACCCUCUGAACAGGUGGGCUGUGGCUUAGCUGCAUAGGUUGGGUGUAUGAUGGAAUGUUUUAGUUUAUUCCUGCUACGUUAAUGGUGGCGUCACAAAAUGUCAUUCAGUGAGACGUUUGAGGCAAAAGUGCACAUACAAUUCAGUGUUGGACAGAAGCUGUUGUUUACACUGUGAGAGUUUGACAAGAAUGUACGGAAUCUGUAUUGGUCCAAUUGAAUUCAAUGGUGAACCAAGUCACCAGAGCUGCUGUAAGUGGUAGGAUGAACGCUAAAAAUGGGUAUUAGUGGGGUUAUGAUAGAUGGGCUAAUGAAUGGUAGAGGGCAAAAAAGUAUUAGACCACCGGCAGCAGAGUAACAAGUCUCUCAUUUACAGAAAACGUUAACGAGAACGUUCAAAAUAUUUAAUGUUAUGACUGGAUGUGUGAGCAUGAAUGUGUAAUGCCCUCUAGUGGUACUUGUCGAAAAAUACAUUCCCUUGGCCUCUAUAGGUUUUCUUCUGUGUUUUAUUAAUUGCUGUAUCAUUUUUGAAAAUGCGUUGUUGUACAUUUUAAAUAGUUGUUAUAUAUUGGCUCGGUUUGAGUUUCAUUUCAUUUUUACAUUCCAUUUUCUUUUCACCUGGUUUAACCGCUGUAUGUUGUCUGUUUGAUUGCUACAGCAUUGUUUUCUAUAUGUGACAUUGUAAGGACAUGAGUCAGGCUUGACUCUUCCUCGAGAGGGCUCCUAAAUAUUACAAGCCUCUGUGGGUGUCUGUGUGUUAAUAUCUGAGUUUUUACCUCGGACGAUUUAAGACUCGUCCGUUGCCAGGCCCUUUCAGUGUUAGUGUUUUGGGAACCCUCUCGGUGGGGUGGGUGAGCCUAAAAGCACAAAAUGAGAGUCCUUUUCAAACCAUGUGUGCAUCUCAAUAGUCUUACAUAGCUUCCUCUCCAAUUCUUUCAUGUCAUGGCAGAUGAUUGAACAGGGAUGGGGGGGUGAGAAGGGCACUAGACUAUUGAGAUGCACCCCAGAAGGAAUUAAAUCAGAUAUAAAGCUGUGAUUGGACCUGCCACGUGAGGUCAGAUUUGCACUGCACAGAGCAUCGUCUUUCUUUAUUCCUUUAGUCAAAAGGAAACAUGGAAAGUUAGGCAUGACCUUAAGAAGUUAUAUCUAACCGUUAAAACUACUUUGGGUUUCAUUUUCUUUCUUUUAGACACCAGCUUCAAGCGAACCUUCUGCUGUUUUUGCUGUAAGGAGGAACAAAGAUUUGCUCUGUCGUCGAUCUAACCUGUGGUCAAACGGUCCAGUCGGUUUGUGUUAGGUCCAUGACUGACCUGCUUAUAAAGCGGUACUAUUGACAAUAUGUUUGAGUAUGUGUUAACAUGCAAAUGUUAGGCCAACAUUUAUAAUUUAUAUUUUUUCUGUAUGUAUGUGUGUGUUUAUGUAUACAACUUUACCUUAAACAUUUUGUAAAGGUACGGUUAUAACGCAACUCUAUACUUAAUGAAUUUUAUUUAUUGUGCUCUAUUUUUUAUAAUUUUUAUCAAAUAGUUUUUUUUGUAAGUGGCAUAUCAAAACCACAUGUUUAUUUAUUUUUUACUUUGUAUUGUUUAGCCACAUUUUACAGCUGUGUGACUACAUGAUGUCUACAUAUCCAUCACAUGACUGCUGUAAUUGUACUUUCUGGGAAAGGGUACUGCAUUUGGCACAUGUUAUGUGACCCUGUAUCCCCCCUCUCCCCAAUGAUACCAGCAGCUGGUAUGUCUUAUGCAGGACUUGAUGUAGUCGUGUUUUAUGUCUAUUCAGUUCUUGCACUGCUCAGUUUGGCACAUGUCAUUUUCUUUCCCAGGCACAGUUUGACUACUGGUCCGUCAAUGGGAAUAAAACAACGGUUGAAGGCUCAUGACCACUUUGUAAAAAAAAGCUGUUAAUAAAACCUUUGUAAAAGUUGUAAUGGAGAGAACGAAUGACGUUGAGAACUAUGAUGGCAGAGAAAGUAGUAACGUAUAAAACUACAAAAGACUUGCAUUUAAAGUAACAGUGGGACAAUUAAAAUAGCAGUAUGAUGA
Molecule: messenger RNA, 5466 nt
Organism: Oncorhynchus keta (chum salmon)
Lineage: Eukaryota; Metazoa; Chordata; Actinopteri; Salmoniformes; Salmonidae
Product: E3 ubiquitin-protein ligase DTX1-like
Exons: 9
Coding region: 717-3056 (779 amino acids)
Biological process (GO): Notch signaling pathway; protein ubiquitination
Cellular component (GO): nucleoplasm
Molecular function (GO): zinc ion binding; ubiquitin protein ligase activity
Source: RefSeq, a predicted model, not a curated record